This is a messenger RNA of Loa loa (African eye worm), 201 nucleotides long. RefSeq lists its product as hypothetical. The record is from RefSeq and is a predicted model, not a curated record. The transcript has a single exon. The coding region runs from base 1 to 201 and encodes 66 amino acids. NCBI's taxonomy places the organism in Eukaryota, Metazoa, Nematoda, Chromadorea, Rhabditida, Onchocercidae.
AUGGCUAGGUCGAGCAAUAAAAAGCUCAUCGUUGACGAGCGCUAUCGGAACCCAUCUGAAUGUUGUUGCUGUCACCCAGCAACGCCUUCUCUUCAUACGAUCAUCCUCCAAAUGCCUAAUAAUGCAGAGCAUCACUUGUUUAGCUUGCAAGUGAUUGCGAGUGAAUUACGCACUUACGUACGUAUAUCAUGUAUGUCAUGA